This is a messenger RNA of Penicillium verrucosum, 663 nucleotides long. RefSeq lists its product as uncharacterized. Lineage: Eukaryota; Fungi; Ascomycota; Eurotiomycetes; Eurotiales; Aspergillaceae. The transcript is spliced from 2 exons. The record is from RefSeq and is a predicted model, not a curated record. Bases 1 to 663 code for a protein of 220 amino acids.
AUGGACAACGACAAAGCGCAAUCCAGCGCUUUCAACGGGGACGGCAACACAAUUACCCGAUGCUCUCUUAGCAACUGCACAAUCAACAAUUCCUGCGUAAAACGAUCCACACUAAGCGACUGUGUGCUAUCGAAGGUAGAAGACGUGAGCCGGGUCACAGCCCAAAAAUCCCAAUUCUACGACGCGGCCCUUGCCGAGCGCAGUGCUAUCACAAAUAGCACCAUCCAAACACAAAGCUCGGUGGACCGAUCCACAAUUGGACAGUCGGUCAUUCAGGACAAGAGUGCCGUUAAGCGGAGUACCGUGACCGGAACGAUGGUCUCAAACAGUCAACUCCAGAGAACCACCUUGACAAACUGCGUUGUCACUGAGUGCAUCAUCGAACGGUGUGACUUCCAGGGACUGGUUCUUAAAUAUGGCAAUUGGAAGCGAAAUGAAUUGGUUGGGAAGAUUGGCAAUCAAGAUCCUAUUUUUAUUCGGAACUAUGGCUCGAAGGCCGGGCAAUCCGCUCCUGUGCUUGUUGGGUCUAUAAUUUCUGAAUUGGAUUCUGAAAAUCACCCCCGGCAGGAUAUUUGUCUCCCUAGCUACCAUGUUGAAUCAGAUGCUGGUGGGAAUAGUCCGGGUGAUUCUGGUCUUGAUCUACCUCCACCCUACAGACCUUAG